Molecule: messenger RNA, 6827 nt
Organism: Neodiprion virginianus
Lineage: Eukaryota; Metazoa; Arthropoda; Insecta; Hymenoptera; Diprionidae
Gene: mib2
Product: E3 ubiquitin-protein ligase MIB2-like
Exons: 12
Coding region: 409-3465 (1018 amino acids)
Biological process (GO): protein ubiquitination
Cellular component (GO): cytoplasm
Molecular function (GO): protein binding; zinc ion binding; ubiquitin-protein transferase activity
Source: RefSeq, a predicted model, not a curated record
AUAUUCCGUAGUCCGUGAUCGCUGGGAACACAGGAUUAGAUCACGCAUAAGAUGUGUGAGUUUCGUUUGACGUUUUAAUUGAGGAAACGGGAAUACAUCGCUUAUAUCUGUAAGUACGCGCGCAAGCCUAGGUGGAGAGACGUCGACCUCGUAUCACAGUUCGUUGCUCACCCUGAUUAGUACAUGACUUGAAAUACAUUGCGUGGUAGCAACGCGAACGAAGAGUAGGAAUGGCUAAUUUGCGAUACGAUUAUUCAUAAUGCGCAAUAAGGAAAUCUUCUAAACUGAGGAGGAAAAUAAUACGCCUACACAUACACACAGCACACGCUGUAUUAACGAUACACAAAUACAAGUAUGUAUAACAAAUGAUUAACUCCAGGAUAAACACGAUCAUUUUCCUCAAGAGAUAUGGAAGUGGGAUUGCGGGUAGUUCGUGGCCCACAUUGGACUUGGGAAGACCAGGACGGUGGCGAGGGCCACGCAGGCACUGUCAUAGAAGUUGGGAAGUCGUCUGGCUCUGGUAACCCUUCAAAUUCGACUGCAAACACCGCUGAGAAGACACCUGACAAGACUGUAAUUGUGCAGUGGGACAGGGGGUCGAGAAGUAAUUAUAGAAUCGGAUAUCAGGGCGCCUACGAUCUACUGGUCUUUGACAACGCAGCUGCCGGUAUCAAGCACUCAAACAUAAUCUGUGACGGCUGUAAAAGACACGGAAUUGCAGGCAUCAGAUGGAAGUGUGCGCAGUGCAUUGACUACGAUUUGUGUACCCAGUGCUAUAUGGCGGAUGUUCAUUACCUUAAUCAUACCUUCCAGAGAUUUCAAACUGCCAACGCUGUGGGUGUGCAACUGACCCCAAGAGAAGGCUGCACUAAAAUACCAUUAAAAGGGAUAUUCAUUGGUGCCAAAGUUGUGAGGGGACCAGAUUGGGAGUGGGGUAAUCAAGACGACGGUCCCGAUAAAACUGGCCGUGUAAUGGAUAUUCGUGGAUGGGACAAUGAAAGUAGUCGGUCAGUAGCAACAGUGACAUGGUCGACUGGUACCACAAACGUGUAUAGACUUGGCUACAAAGGGUGCGUUGAUCUCUGCUAUGUUGAAGAAGCUACGUGCGGUACUUAUUACAAACAGCACUUACCUGUUCUUGGACACAUUGUGAUGAUGAUGCCAGUUAUGGAUCAACCCACAACACCUAAUGGUAGUAAUCCUACUCUAAGCCCUCGACAUUUGUCUUUUAAUGUUGGGGACAAGGUCAGAGUUCUAAUGGAAGUCGAUACACUAAAACAAAUGCAAAUUGGUCACGGUGGCUGGAAUCCACGCAUGGCUGAAUAUAUUGGAAAGAUUGGUACAGUUCAUCGAGUCACAGAUAAGGGUGAUAUUAGAGUCCAGUACGAAUCUUGCAAUAAUCGGUGGACUUUCCAUCCGGGAUCAUUGACCAAAGUCACUACCAAAGAUACAUUUACACUUGGAGACAUUGUUAGGGUCAAGACUGAUGCUACAUCUGUCAAGCAUUAUCAACGUGGCCAUGGAGAAUGGAUAGAUGUUAUGAAAACUGUUUUGGGGAAAACAGGAAAAGUAAUUAAAAUUUAUUCGGAUGGAGACAUUCGGGUAGAAUUUGAUGGGCACACAUGGACUUUUAAUCCAGCAAACGUAACAUUGGUUCCGCCCACAAGACCAGGAAAUGGAGGUCAAGGUGAUGCUAAUCGCUUCAGAGAUCGCUCGAAUGCGUUAAAUCCGUCCUGGCGUCCCGAUGGCGUCACAGGAUCAGGUGAUAAUAGUAUUGACAACGAAGUAGAGAAAUUGCUGAGAGACGCAGCCUGCGGAGAAGCUGGAGUUACUGCAGUUAAAGAAUUUUUACGUAAAAAUCCUGGUAAAGUUGAUGCAAGAUCUACCAGACCAGGAGGUGGUGACAAAACGUGCCUGCAAAUUGCCGCCCACCAGGGUCAGUGCGACAUCUGUUCAUUACUAAUAGAUGCUGGCGCAUCCCUCCAAGCAGUAGACGAAGACGGGGAUUCCCCUCUUCACUACGCUGCAUUUGGAAACCAGCCGGAAAUAAUGGAAUUGUUGGUGGCACGAGGUGCAGCUGUUGAUGCAGUAAAUAACAGCAAGUGUAGUGCGUUGCAUGUGGCAGUAAACAAGCAGCAUGCCGCAUGUGUCCGAAUUCUGUUACGCCAUGGAUGCGAUGUCAAUCUUCAAGAUGAAUAUGGAGAUACAGCGCUACAUGAUGCAAUUGGCAAAGAUGACCUUGACAUUGUUGAAGCUUUAUGCUUGUGCGACCGCCUUGAUGUGACGCUUCGCAAUAGAAGAGGGUUUAACAUACUUCAUCAUGCAGCUUUGAAGGGGAACACGUUCGCGACUGAAAAGCUUGUGGUUAAAGCAAGACAGCUGGUAGACAUAAAAAAAGAGGAUGGAUUCGCGGCUCUUCACUUGGCAGCUCUAAAUGGGCAUCGUGACGUUGUGGCGACGCUCCUUUCGCCGACGGGUGGUUGUGCGCGUGUAGAUUUGCGUAACAACCGUCGUCAGACGCCACUGCAUUUGGCUACCUCUCAGGGACACUUGGAACUCGUUGAAUUACUGGUCCAACACCAUGCAGACAUUCUUGCCCAGGAUGAAGACGGGGAUACUGCACUUCACAUAGCCAUCACUAAAUGCCGACCCCAUCCCACCAGCGUCACACCGACUGAUGGAAAUAGCGAAUUUUCAGUUAUACACGCGAUUUCGCAAAAUUUACUAAGGCGAGGAGCAAGACCGGAAAUGGCUUUGGCAUGCUUCCUCGUCAGUUCGGACAAUUCUGGGCUUCUGUUAGAGCAAGUAAGGAAUACUAAAGGCAAGUCGGCAUUGGACUUGCUACACGCGGACCCAGAAUACGCAGCUUUAGCUGAUCUGUUACGGUCUUAUCAUACAGCUAUAACCAUCAGUAGUGAAGUACCAAGCAGUGGACCCACGAGUAGCCCCCUAUGUAGAAUUGCAGAGACACUGCCGAGCCAGAUAGAAAGAGAACUAGUAACAGAAUCGUCAGAAGAGAGAUUGAGAAAGGAUGAACAAAGGCAAGACUCUGAAGAGUGUGCAACAUGUUCGGGAGUAACAAGAAAUAAGCAAGAAGAUAUGACUGGUGUACCCGGUAGCAACGUAGUAUCAUAUGGAUGUUUACGAUGUGGUCGGAAUAAUACUAAACGUCGAGUGAGUCAAGAUGAGCGAACGCUAGACAACGAGCAGGCAGAGGACAGCAGCGUGGACGUGGAUGGGAAAAGGAGGAAAGAAGAGGACAAAGACAAAGAUUUGGAAAGAUUGCGUUACCUUGAGUCUCGAGUUGCCGAUUUGGAAGAAGCCAACACAUGCAGCAUUUGCAUGGAACGGCGGAGAAACGUAGCCUUCCUUUGUGGACACGGUGCGUGUGAGCAUUGCGCUGCGCCGCUUAAAACGUGCCACAUGUGUCGCAAAACUAUAACCAAAAAAAUCAAUCUGUAUUAAUAUACGAUUCUAGACACCAAUUUCGCUCGACCAUCCGUUCACCUCACCUCGUGUAGAAUAAUGGAAAUAUAUUAUUAUCAUCACAUGACUUCUAACACCUAUUUGAUAUUAUUCACACAAAUAUUUAUAAUACUAAUAAUGAUAAUGAUAAUAUAAUAUUAUAUUGUAAUUACACGUGUGAAGUUAGCAUUAGGUUUUUCGUUUUGAUUCUCUAUCAACACUUUUUAUUCUAACCUUCUAUUGCUUGAUUUCUACCCAGCAAUUGUUUGAAUGACCAAUGAUGAUCACAUGCUGACUGAACAAUACUUUUUGAAAUAUGUUAUGUAAAUAUGCUGUUUGUGUAAUUUAAUUUUUUUUUCUUCAUAUAAUCGUCAAUAGGUGCUACUUCAAUAGUACCGAAAGAGAUUCCUGUUACCAGUAUGUAUGGAUCAUUUACUAGAUCAUAAUGUGCACGUCUUCCGCCGUGCAAAUUUGCUGUCGAUACAUGAACAUUGUGUACUUAAUAUUUACUCUCGGUUACAGUGAAAGCCAGUUUUAUGGCAAACCAUUUUUUCGAAAGCCAAUAACAUUGAGAAACUAUCGGCAAAACGUUUGUACAGUAACACGUUUUGUACGCAAUGACCAGGUUACAUGAAAGUGAUAAAUGUUGUAACGCGGUCACUUUGAAAAGGAAUUAUGAAUCUUAUGCAGGGUUGCAUUAAUCACUUCACACACUGAUAUUUACGGGUAUUUGAGCUUUUUUCAUUGGUCACACGUCUACGAAAGUCAUAAUUUCGCGAGUCAUGUAGAUUUCGUUCCAAUCAAAAUCAAAUAUCAAAAAUGUAUUAAUUUUGUUCUAAUCUUUUUUAUUAUAAUACUCACAUCAGCGUCCUCCAUGAUUCGCGGAUUCGGGUCAUUCUUCACAACUUAUUCUGUCGCCCGAUUUCUCAAGUGUCAUUAUCGUCAUUUAGUUCAAAUUUUGUCGACUCCCAUAUGUGUAAUUAAAGUAAAUGAGAUUACGUUAUUAACUUACCUAACUUUAUCAGAUUGAGUCCUACUUAAAAAUCGCCGUUUAUAAAUUUGCCUGAAUACAAUCAUCUAUUGUAUAAAACAGGGUACAUAAAAGCACCGCAUGUUUUUUUCUAACGAGGUAAAUUUCAUUAUUCAAUUAAGUUAGACAAAAAGAUGUAACGUUUUCUCCAUAUUGCAUACACUUGUGCAUCCCAUCAUCACUUAGUUUAAGUAGAAUGAUAUAAUAAGAAUGGCGAUGAAGUAGUUUAAAAACGAAUCAAAUAUCAAAUAUAUUCUCAGAAAUAGUUCCAAUUUUUUAAUUAUGUACGUUUGAUAUCCAAUUCAAUAUAGACAAAGAGAAUUAUUAUUAAGUUGAGUAUUACCUUCAAUUAUGAAGAAUAAAAAUUACAAUGGAAUCGCGAACUGAUUUGAAUAAAUUAUUGCGAGUUGAAGUCUGUACUUAUUAUUGUUACACUAAUUACUUUAUGCGGAAAAUUUUUUUUAUCAUAGUUAUUUUAAUGGGAUAAUUAUUCAAUUAUUUGCAAAAAAUAAGGGCGUUCAAAUUUUUCAAUUCGGGUGGUGAUGCUAGGUUGGCCAUGGUAUAAAGUAUAUUAUCAUUUUAUGGUACGUAACAAUCAUUUACCGGAAACAUAUUAAAGUUUUUGUAAGGGCUCACGUUUAUUUGUUCACUUAAUUAACUCAUCACAUUACUUUACAAUCCUAGUUUAUCAUUAUUGCCUCCAACUGCACAGUAUAAUGAUAACGAAGUUCAACAUUCGAAUCUUUGGAGAACUAAACAGGUGAAAAUAUUGAUCAGUGAUCACUCAUUUCAAAAUUCAAAAUUUAUCCAAAGUUUUUUAUCAACGCACAUCUUGCUUCCAUUCUUAUACACUUUAGUAACAAAUAAUAUUGUAAUCAACAACUAAAUGUAAACAUUUUAAAAUUAAGUGUCUCAAAAGCAUAACGCAGUAUCUAACAACAAAUUGUAAUAGAAACAAGAAAAUCUACUAAUAAUAUUAAUCAUUAUCAAAGAGUUGUUCGAAUUUGUUAAGUAAUUUGCGAACAGAUUUUAAAUCGCUGCAUAUCGAUCUAUUACCAGUUGUGGAUAGUUAUUUCAUUCGCAACCGCGAUCUUUGAUUAACUAUAGAUUUCAUAAAAAUAAAUACACAAAACCAAGAACAAUUUGCCCAAAGAGAAACAGAUUCUGGUCAAUUUUUAUUGAUACGUUGACUAAUAUUUACUAUACUUUUCAUCAUUUCAUCAAAUAACGCAUUCCGCAUUGUUCAAGUAUCGUGAAUCGUUAAUUACCGUAGGGUUUCUGAAUCGUCUAGUUUUAGCUUCGGCUACAUUGUUUGUCACUUUGUAUAACUGACUUACAACUAACAAACACCAGAUAUUGUUCCCAAAUUUUACUACUCAGAGUUAACAGACAAUGGGGAUAUAGGGAAUGUAAGGAAGCACGUGGUCAAAGAUUACUUAAUUCGCUAGAAAACUUUUGUUCCAUUCCUUUUAAUUCAUUAUUCAACAUUGUGAAAACUGAUGGAUAGAAAAAGUGUAAGGUUUGAACGGAAAGACAGUCGAGGUAUUAGUUUAAAAAAAUAAAAUAAAAUGGAUAUUUGGAAUAUGACGGGAACUAAAAGAGACGCUCCAAAUUUGUAGUGCUAUUUCGUCACUGUAUUCUAUAGUUGUUUACAUAGUUAUUCGUCACUUCUUACUUGCAUGUAUUUCUAAAAUUCUUUUUUGUUUUUUCUCUUUCCUUUUCAUUGUAUCUCGACAUAGGUAUACAUAUAUAACGCUUAAGAUCAAAGAGCGUCGUACAAAGGUAGCGAAUGACACGUGCGAAGGAUUAUUGUGUAGUAACAAUGGUCUGUAUUACUACAUACAAAUGUAUUUUAGCAUUAUAUAUAAUACAAUCAUUGUUUAAUUCUUUCAAUUGAAUUCUAUCGGAGUAACUAUAAAGGAACGUCGUAAAGACAAAUUAAUUAUCUAUUCCACAAUGCAGCGGCGGGUGUUUUGGUUCCAAGGCGAGCUUAACUACUAAACACGCACAGACACAACACUUACCUAUAUGUAUAUUCAAUUAUUAUUUCUAUAUUCUAUUCAAUCUAUAGAUGCUUACGGUUGUUGAUAACAACACGAAAUUUCAUUCUACCAUAGCUUAGCAAGCAGUAUUUAUUUAUUCAUUUAUUUUGGUACUUGAUAAAGUUUUCAUAAAUGUAUGUUACAAUAUUGAGCCAGUUUGCAAAACUGUAGUUCAUAGUAAUGAUAAUAAUAAUAAUAGUAAUAACUCAUCCUUUGUAAACCUAACUCGAUAUAAUGAUAUUAAUGAUGACAAUAAUAAUAAUAAUAAUAAUAAUAAUAUUUAAUAGCUA